UUGCUUGGCGACAGAUUCGCGAUUGAAGGCCUUGGCGGAGUGAUUGCUUCAACGAAUAAAAGUCUUCAGACCAUUGUUUAUGACGCUAUUCGGAUAGUCCAAGCAGCGAGUUUGUUAGCCAUACAGAGUAACGCCAAUGCCAGUGUGAAUUGGAUCUACGAAUUGGCAUCAGAUGCUGCACAUUGCGGUUUCGAUUCUGUGAGGCUGUCAACGUUUCAAUGGACCGAUGCAAAGGACCAGGACAGUUAUGAGAGAAAACUGCUGACAUUGAAAGGGAAAGAUUUGGAAGGCGCCGUUACCGUAUCCGCAGUUUCCCGUGAUGGACUGAUCUGCGAAUGUAUAGUGCCACACCCUUCUGGAAAGCUGAAGGCUGGAGCUCAACAUGAAACCAGCUUGGUGGUAACAAUGCAGCCAAAGGGUGUUGUGGAGACGAAACCGGUGCAAACAGACACAGCACAGAAAGUGGAUCAGCUACCAGAAGAAGGACAACUACAGCUGGUAACCGACGAGGCAAGUGGUUUUCUUUGCAAGAUGAUCCAUCCAUGGACUUCUUGGUUUUGA
This is a messenger RNA of Cylicostephanus goldi, 561 nucleotides long. Lineage: Eukaryota; Metazoa; Nematoda; Chromadorea; Rhabditida; Strongylidae. The record is from the annotation of a GenBank genome assembly.